GCCAGGGGUUUAAAAAAAAAACAAUUAUUGUAGUUUUGUUGAGGUGAAUUAUGAGAUUUAUAAAUUACAAACAAAGUAAUUAAUAUUUGUAAUUAUUACAAUUGAAAAUACCAAAUUGAUGAUAAAAUCUGAAAAAUGGCAAAUCGUACCGUAAAAGAUGCGAAAUCAAUCCGAGGUACAAACCCCCAGUAUUUAAUUGAAAAAAUAAUACGAUCAAGAAUAUACGAUUCAAAAUAUUGGAAAGAAGAAUGUUUCGCUCUUACUGCCGAGUUACUUGUCGACAAGGCCAUGGAGUUGCGAUAUAUCGGUGGAGUAUUUGGGGGUAACAUAAAACCAACACCAUUUUUAUGUUUGAUUUUAAAAAUGCUGCAAAUUCAACCAGAGAAAGAUAUAAUAGUUGAAUUUAUAAAAAACGAGGAAUUUAAAUAUGUUCGCGCGCUCGGUGCUUUAUAUAUGCGACUAACAGGGACAUCAUUGGAUUGUUACAAAUAUUUGGAGCCUCUUUUUAAUGACAAUCGCAAGCUCAGAGCACAAAAUAAGCAGGGAAUUUAUGAAAUAAUUCACAUGGACGAAUUUAUUGACAAUCUUCUAAGAGAAGAAAGAUCUUGUGACAUUAUUUUACCUCGUAUUCAAAAGCGGCACGUUCUGGAAGAGAGCAACGAACUUGAGGCUAAAAUUUCAGCUCUUGAGGAUGAUAUUGAUGAAGGAAUAGAGUCAUCUGAAGACGAAGACAUGCCACCGCCUAAUGAUGAUCGAAAAAAAUUAGAAAAUUAUGACAAGGAUCGUGACCGGUACAAGGACCGGGACAAGAGACACUCAAGGUCCGAUAAAAAAUCUGAUCGUGAUCGAGCGAGAUCUAGGAGUCGGGAUCGCAAACGCGACCGUGAAAGGGAACGAGAACGAGAACGGAGAGAUCGGAAGGAUAAAGACCGUGACAAGGAUCGGCAUCGCCGCGAUGAUCGCGAGAGAAACCGGGAGAGAGAUCGCGAUCGUGAAAGACGAAGAGAACGCGAUCGCGGUCGGUACUAAUUUUAAUCACAAUUAUAAUUGUAAUUUUAUAAUAAAGGAUUUUGUAAAAAAAAAAAAAA
Messenger RNA from Microplitis demolitor, 1088 nucleotides. RefSeq names its product pre-mRNA-splicing factor 38 (gene Prp38). NCBI's taxonomy places the organism in Eukaryota, Metazoa, Arthropoda, Insecta, Hymenoptera, Braconidae. Gene Ontology annotation, cellular component: precatalytic spliceosome. The record is from RefSeq and is a predicted model, not a curated record. The transcript is spliced from 2 exons. The coding region runs from base 136 to 1029 and encodes 297 amino acids.